CUUACAAAAAGAACAGUUGAUGCUUGCUUGGUUAUUAUGCUGCCUCUGCACGCAGCAGCAGUGUUUCGUGCUCCGCCAAAAACGCACCGUUUUAAAGUCGUCUCCUUGUCCUAUGCACUCCUGUGAAACCCUAGGGCAAAGCAGGAAAGUGUUUGCAGGAAAGGAUGAGUUCAAAAGUUGACGAACCUCGGAAUUCUAAGACGUCAUCCACAGUGUCAACUAUUGGUCCUAAGAUUUCUAUGUUCGCUGCAAAGUCUGGAUUUGUUAUUCCGAAAAACAAAUUGUCUGGUUCACUUGUUCCAGUAUUGCGAGGAGUGAAAAAGUCUGGAGGCAGUGAUGCUGCCAAUGACGAAAGCACCAAUCAGGUGCAGAGAAAAACAAAAUGGGGACCUGAUUUGACACACGAUGCUGCUGUGAGAAGGGGAAGAGCAUUAGCUUACCAGACUCGGGUGGAUCAAAUUGCAAAACAGCUGAAAUCUGGAACUCUGGAUGCUGCGGCAGAUCAACACUCACUCUCAGAUGUGCAGGACGAGAAUGAUACUUCUUUGUAUUCUCAACUAGACAAUGAGAAGUUGAAUCUUUUGGAGCUUGAAAGACGGGAAAUUAUUGGUAUGAUUU
Messenger RNA from Carica papaya (papaya), 618 nucleotides. NCBI's taxonomy places the organism in Eukaryota, Viridiplantae, Streptophyta, Magnoliopsida, Brassicales, Caricaceae. The record is from RefSeq and is a predicted model, not a curated record.